GCCGAUACCCUGCCCCACACGCGCGCUCUUACGCCGAUAAAAUAAGAAUUAAGCAAAAACGGAUAGUUCGGCUCUCUUCUUGUGUACACCUCUGGGUGGUGACAUUUUUACGUUCGGACGCAUUUUGGAUAUCUUUUGUGUCUGCGAGUUCCGUUUUGACACAUCUUGGAUAUCUUUUAUUGUCAGUGAUUUGAUUUACCUCGGACCUGCCUUUGUGAAAAGUUCUGAUUUGGAGUACGAAUCGUAUUGUUGAGAAACAACAUUCUGUGAGGAGAGCAGCAGUUUCAUCUUGACUACAAGGAUGCGAAGUUGGAUUUAGCUAUGUGACCUUUCUUGUUCCGGACCUGUGGAAAGUUUGAACUCUUUUUUUCCCUCAUCGUUGUUAUCACAAAGGAUUUAAUCAUUGCUCAACACGCGGAUAUGGUGGCCACCUUCAACACCUCGGCCAUCUUGGUGGGCUCUCUCCUGGGUCUGCUCAUCUGUGUGCUGGUGGCGGCGGUAGUCUACACGCUCUGCCGCCGGAGGAAGAUGUUCGGGGACGAGGAGAAGGUCUUGCCCAAAGUCUAUCAGGUGAACGGUUUAACAGAGGAGAGCGAGAACGGCCACCUGUACUCCAACACUGGUCUGAGCGACAAGUCCUCUGUUGGAUCAGCUGGCAGCCUGUCAGGUCGUCAUGUCGGGGAUACGCCCAUCCUGGGGAAGAGAACAAUCAAGGAAAAGGGAGGAUUUUUAAAUGGGUUGUGGAAAAG
Molecule: messenger RNA, 749 nt
Organism: Aplysia californica (California sea hare)
Lineage: Eukaryota; Metazoa; Mollusca; Gastropoda; Aplysiida; Aplysiidae
Product: synaptotagmin-7-like
Biological process (GO): regulation of dopamine secretion; calcium-ion regulated exocytosis; cellular response to calcium ion
Cellular component (GO): synapse; axon; membrane
Molecular function (GO): calcium-dependent phospholipid binding; SNARE binding; calcium ion binding
Source: RefSeq, a predicted model, not a curated record